GGAGGCGGAGGGCGGCGGCGGCGGGAAGAUGGCGGCGCCCGUGCUGCUGAGGGUGUCGGUGCCGCGGUGGGAGCGGGUGGCCCGGUACGCCGUGUGCGCCGCCGGGAUCCUGCUCUCCAUCUACGCCUACCACGUGGAGCGGGCGAAGGAGCGCGACCCCGAGCACCGUGCCCUGUGCGACCUGGGGCCCUGGGUGAAGUGCUCCGCCGCGCUCGCCUCCAGAUGGGGUCGAGGAUUUGGUCUUUUGGGUUCCAUUUUUGGAAAGGAUGGUGUAUUAAACCAGCCAAACAGUGUCUUUGGACUUAUAUUUUAUAUACUACAGUUAUUACUUGGCCUAACAGCGAGCGCAGUCGCGGCUCUGAUCCUCAUGACGUCCUCCAUCGUGUCUGUGGUGGGGUCUGUGUACCUGGCCUACAUCCUGUACUUUGUGCUGAAGGAGUUCUGCAUCAUCUGCGUUACCACAUAUGUGCUGAACUUCAUCCUUCUCAUCAUCAACUACAAACGACUAGUUUACUUGAAUGAGGCCUGGAAACGGCAGCUGCAGCCCAAGCAGGACUGACACCCUGGCCAGCUUUUACUGACAGUCUGAUGUCCCGUUCCCGUUAAGUUUAUUUUGCAGCAGGUUUUUGUUUUUGUUUUUGUUUUUUUUAAAUUCUUCACAACAGACACUCUCCCUAAGAAUCUUAAACUGAUUUUUUAAAAUACUGUAAAUUAGAAGGGGCCCUAGCUAUUUUCUGUGUCAAUCUUCAUUUUAAAUAUGGAUACAAAAAAAAAGGACACACGGAGCCAAUCAAAGACAAGCUUUAACUUUACUUUGAAGAUGUUUCUGAGAUAAUAAAACAUAGCGCUAGCCCCCUUUCCUCAACUGUAAAGUGAGCAACCAUUGCUAGUAAUUCUUUAAUGUGUAUGAAUUCAAUUUCAGGUAUAACAAAUGUGAUCAUGACAUGAAAAUAUUUUAGAAUAGAUACUGUAUUAAAUAUUGCCAUGUUUACAAUAUGUAAUAUGUUUUUAGCCGAUGGAUUUAAACAUGUAGAUUCAACUAGAAUCCAUUUAUGUGAUAUUUGUAAAUAAAAGUAGAAAUAUUGGAUCCAUCCCUGCAGAACUUACUGUACAGUUUAGUUGAAGAAUAGCAAUGAAGAAUUGUGAGCUCAAUGUUGGCUGGUGAAAUAGUGGAAAUAGUAAGCCGUGCAGAGCAUCUUGUGGAAGUACUGACAGCCGUGGGUGCAGCAUUGGUGGCAAAAAUAAUAGGGUGGUUGGUUCCCUUUCAUCUCCCUGCUCUGAGAGGAAGAAACUAAAUUAGAAUGUUCAGGUCACAUUUGUGUCUAGUAUAAAACUGGAUCGGUGUAACCUUACAGAAUGUGUCAUGUGACCAGACCUUCAUGUCAAGAACUUCAGAACACUAAUGGGAGAAAAACUGGAAGUACCAAUGUGGCGUUUUUAGGUAAAGCCCUAGAAGAGUUGCAUUUUCAGUGCAGAUGUUUCCCUUAAUAUUGGUGCCAGUCAGCCAAGCAGUAUUGUGACUUUGGAGUCGCCAGUGUGAGCCCCACUGCCCUGGCAUGAUUGCUUCUGUAGCUGCAUGUUCCCUGUUUCCUUCUGCACUGAUGACUGCUGGUCACUGUUGUGAGUGAGAGCCUGGGUCUGUAAAGGGUAGGGCUGGCACUGGUCAGUUUGGUGAACUGGGAGAAGCAUUACAGGUGGAAAUAUUUAAAGGGGGAAUGCAGUCAUGUCAUCACUGCUCUUUCUUAUAACGACACAAUGCAGUAAGAAUCUUUCAAGGUGAUUUGAAUAAGCCCAAAUGAAAUCGUGACAGUACGCCUCUGUGGCUAACAUCCUAUAUCAGAAUGUUAAAAGUGCCUUCUGUCUUACAUCUCAAACCAAAUAUUUUGUGUGUGGAACCUGGGCAGAAGUGUCCUUCCUUCGUAACUGUGAAGUAGAAAACUUGCACUCUGCAGAAAGGUUCUGUGUGGUCAUUUUACUCCUUAGAUUGAGAAGCAGCAGCGAUGUCUUUGCUUCCAAUUUGAUUAAUCAUUAUGUUAAAAAUAGUCAAUUAGAAGAGUAACCUGAGUGCUUUAUUUGCCUUCUUUUUGACUGCGGGGACAGGCUCUGCUCUAAACUAAGGUGUGUAGAGUCAGCAGUUGUUUAUUAGUUUACCACUAACUGCCGUAACUGGCACAACAUAGAUGAUCUGGCCCAAGGCAGGGGCAAAAUCUGAACAGUUUAAUGAACUCUUAGUGGGGUUUUAACCCAUUUUCUUAAAAGGUAUUCAGAUUUCAUGGAGGCUUAUGAUUUCCCACGAAUGUGGACAUUUCAAUGCCUGUCUCGUGUGUAUUGUAGUUGUGUUCGUAAGCAGUUACAGAACUUCAGACAGCACUGAGUGCCCGGCGCUUUCAGAGAAGCAGAUUCUGUGUUUGAGAGCCGAACAGUGAGGUCACUGGAGCAGUCACUGGCUCUCUUUUAGUGGAAAUGGUUAGUGGCUAAGACUUGUGGCACCAGGCAGCUGUGCCAACAAGUCCGUUGUGCCCAAUUUUAAGCCAUCUCUGAUCACAUUCUGUGUCCGUCAGCAAAGUAGAGUUAAAGCUUAUCUUGAUGCUGCAUUCUGGGAAAGGUCUGCAACACUUCGUGAGAAAGCUGCAGAUGUGCAGCCUGGCCCUUCAUGUUUCCCUUGCUUUCCUGCACUUCGGGGAAGCACUGUUUCAGCUAUAUAAAAACUGUUGCCACAUUCCUGUGCCCCAGUAGAAUUAGGCCCUUUUUCUCACUGAGAUGAAAAGGUGCUGCCUAAAGUAACAGCAUUGCUGAAGUGUCAGUGUCUCCAAUAAGCAGCAGAAACCCUGUUGCACUGUCAGUGUCUCAGCAAGCAGCAGAAAACCCUGUUGCGUGUUACUUGGCUUUUUUUUUUUUUUUUUUUCUCUAGAGGAAUUCAGGCUCCCUACACACCUUCUACUCCACCAAGAAGAGGGAUACCAUAUUAUAAAAUUUGAAGAUUGUUAGGAUCUGCAGUGUUUAGAUUGAAUAUUUAAACAAUGCAGCAUCAUAAACCAUCAAUGCUGAAGGACAGACUGGGAAAAAAAUUGGUUUUAGCAGUAAUUCCAUGCUUUGUGUUUCAAGUGGUUCGUAACAAACAAAGCCUCUUUUUUACUUAAUAGUCACAAAUACUUGAGGAAAUUAGUAUGGUUAAAGGAUGAAUUCUAGGGUGUUUUGGAGGAUUUCAUCUGGGUUUUCACAGCAGCUGGUUGCUGUCAGUCGGGGUGAACUUCUGGAAAACUCAGGUUUAACUAGUUGUGUGCCAGAAAUUAUUUUUUCUUGAUAAAUAUAGCACAGCCUCUCCUCCAGGUCAUGACUUCAGAAGAAUGUCGAAAGUAUUGACUAUUUUCAUACCAAGAAACAAAGAUUCUUCAUUUGGUACAAAGGAUCUUUAGACCUCUUAGGUAGAAUUUAGGACCAAGACCACAGUAAAAUUAAAAGUAUUUGCUGGCUUUUGUUUGCUUGCUUUAUUUUCAAGAGACUGUAUAUUUUGGAAGUGCAAAGAAAUCUUUAGCAGUUACUUCAAGACUUUGGCAGGCACCAGUGCUUGAUGCCAAUGAAUGACAGGCAGUCUUGUCUUAGGUCAGCAUUAGACAGAUGCCAGGGAAGAAGCCCAGUUCUUCCUGGAAUUUACUUGGGGUGAUACGCCUACUCAGCAGCCUUGGUCCUCUGGGUUUCAUCCAACACACAGGCCUUGGCAAAACAUCUCCAUUUAGACAUUUUAGGCAGCACUUAUGAAUCCUAAUUUGUGAGAACAGCCCUUCGUAAAACUAAAGGGGCAGGGGUGGAAGUCCAGGCUACUCGAUUAAACAUCUUUUUUCUUUUCUUUCCUUUUUUUUUUUUUUUUGACAAAUUAGCCCAAAAAAGGUGAAAUGUUUUGUUAUAAAUCUGUAUUAAGCAUGGCCAAAGGAUUAGGUGUCUGAUCUGUAUAGUAUGUUCCAUCAAAAAUAUUUAUUACUAGUGCUUUUUACGUUCCUGAGUAAACAUUCAUUUUAAAUGGAGUUCACUGGGCAGAAUUUCCCCUUUAAUAUAGACAGAAACAUUCUUUAUCAAAGAUUGAGGACACCAUUUUGCUAACUGGUAAAUAAAAACAAAUGUAAAUAUGUAAGAAUGUUUAUUUGUUGCACAUAACUUUUUGGUAUAAAAUAAAUGUAGAAGUUAUCUGUGGAAA
Molecule: messenger RNA, 4192 nt
Organism: Marmota flaviventris (yellow-bellied marmot)
Lineage: Eukaryota; Metazoa; Chordata; Mammalia; Rodentia; Sciuridae
Gene: Vkorc1l1
Product: vitamin K epoxide reductase complex subunit 1 like 1
Biological process (GO): vitamin K metabolic process; peptidyl-glutamic acid carboxylation
Molecular function (GO): vitamin-K-epoxide reductase (warfarin-sensitive) activity
Source: RefSeq, a predicted model, not a curated record